CAACGACAAAUUUAUUGAAACAAUAAGUACUUAUCCUUAAAAGUGACAUUUUGCGGAGUCAAAGCAGUUCCCAAAGUAACUAUUUUAGGGAGCGUGUACCAAAAAUAUUUUUUUUCAUUUGUUUUUGUUGAAAUUCAUUGUAGUAGAAUAAUAUCCAAAGCAAAUAUUGGACAUCAAUUUUAAAUCAAAAGAUGAGUGUUCCCUGGACGAGAUUGCUGUAUACGCCACUGGUUGUAUGCAAACAGCGUGGAUUAGUGAAGGAUGGGGGUGGCGACAAUGUAGAUGUCCAGUCGCAGCUGCAACUUAAUUUGUUGUCAAAACGUGGAGCUCGAGUGCUGCGAGAUGGACGUCAACAUCAAAGAGACGGAAAAGAUCAAGAGGGAAACGCCGACGGGGAUUCUCCGGACUGAGUCGGGGAAGUCCAGGCGCGCCUCGGUCGAAUUUAAAUUUCUCAAACAGGGCGAACCAACGUCGCCUCAACCUUCCGUCGAUCGGUUUUCGGUUACGUUUGCUGAGGAUUCGGUAAAAAGUGAUAGCUCCAAGUGUAACUACUACAGUCCCAGAGUUGGCAGAAUGGAUAAGGUUCAUUUUCCACAAGGCACAGUAGACAUAGACGAUUCCGACGAAGAAGACUACUCAGCAAGCGUCAACGCCAUAAUCCAAAGACGUGCGUCCACAAGAAAAUCUCGUCGCCGCAGCAGCCGUCGCGCUAGCUCACCUUUCAGCCCCGACAUUUUACUAAGCAAUGAGGGCGGCCGCAGACGCUCUUCUGUUUUCACCACUAGUUCCGGAGACACCGCCAUAACAAUGGACGAGGGAAUGGAGGCCGUCAGUCAGGAGGAAAUAUUUGAGAAUAUCAAACUGCAUAAGGAGGUCUUAAGCAACGUAAAAAUGCAACCGUGGAACAUGCGAAAGAAACUGAAACUUGUCGUCCAAGCAAAAGCCUACAUUAAGCAACACGAAGGCGCCUUGCAGGAAAGACUGGCGCAAAGUCGAUCGACGAGGGAUAUGUUGGCGAGGUGGAACAUUUAUCUUAUCAAAAAGUGGCAACAUUACCGCCGCGAGUUAGCCAAUUUGUCCAAUUGGCUGGUGCCUUGGGAAAGGAAGAUAAAAGAGAUUGAGUCGCAUUUUGGAUCAGUCGUGGCGUCUUAUUUUCUCUUUCUGAGAUGGUUGUUUUGGGUUAACGUCGUAUUGGGGAUUGUAUUAAUUUCCUUCGUCGCUGUGCCAGAGAUGUUAACAGCAGUGCCCGACGCUCGCAAACAAAUUCUCAAGGAAGAGCGCUACAACUCGACAAACUUUCAAACUUUGUGGGACUUUGGGGGCGUUUUCAAAUACUCGCCGUUAUUCUACGGCUGGUACACGUACAAAGAAUCAAAAAAGAGCGGCUAUCGGAUGCCUUUUGCUUAUUUCAUAACUGGCCUGGUGGCCUAUGCUUAUAGCUUCUUUGCAACUUUGAGAAAGAUGGCGGAAAACUCUCGUAUGUCUAAGCUUUCAGAAAAGGAUGAUGAAUGCAUUUUCUCGUGGAAACUCUUCACGGCGUGGGAUUACAUGAUUGGGAACGCGGAAACGGCGCAUAAUAGAAUAGCCUCGAUUGUCGUCGGAUUUAAGGAAGCUUUGCUCGAGGAAGCCGAGAAGAAGAGGGAGGCUAGAAAUUGGAAGAUCACAGGAUUUAGGAUACUCGUGAAUACGGUCGUGUUGGGGCUGCUAUUCUUCUCGGCGUUUGCCGUCAUUUUGGUUGUGAAAAGAUCUACGGAACCGGAAGCUAGGAGUAGUGUUUGGAGGAGUAAUGAAAUCACCUUUGUUAUGACGUUUAUCUCUAUAUCUUUCCCUAUGAUAUUUGAAGGGUUGGGAUUUCUUGAACAAUACCAUCCCAGAAAACAACUACGAUUACAGCUCGCAAGGAUCAUGGUGUUAAACCUUCUCAACUUGUACUCUUUAAUAUUUGCCCUGUUCGAUAAAAUCAACGAUAUGACACCUGAACUGGAAAGCUUCAAGAGAAAUUUAACAAGAAAUAACACGAGUGUGUUAGCUUAUUCAGCGGGAAUGCAAUGCUACAAUAGCUGCAAUUCCGAAACCGAUACUCUUAAAGCCUUCAAUUUAAUAGCGGCCGUUGCUACCAAUGUUUCAUUUACAAUGUAUCCAGUUAUGCAAAAAGCAGUGAAAAACGCAACUACGGAGCCUGAUAAAGAAACCAUAGACGCGGAAUUUACAACUGGAAUGUACACAAAUCCGAUGGAUUUUUUAGACAACUACACGACCGAAUUGCCUGGAAAUUUUUCGAGUGAUGAUUCAACAACUUUUAAAAUAAGUACAAAUUUGCCAGACUUUGUAACAAAUAGUUUAUCUACAAGUGAUGGUACCGAAGAAAGUACUUCCGCUAGCGCCGACCUGAUACUAUCUACAGCCACAAUAAACGAAACUUCUGCAGAUAAACCAAAACUGCAAGGAAGCGCCGUCAAAAAACGAAAUUGUCUCGAAAUAUGCGAAAAUUUCACAGUUACACCUUCACCGAUUAUAGAUGAAAGCAGUCUAAACUAUACGACCAGACGUCGAUUGAGAAAUCUCUGUUGGGAAACAAAUUUUGGCCAAGAAUUAAUCAAACUGACGGUCAUGGACCUCGUAAUGACAAUACUGUCGACCUUGGCUAUGGACUUUAUCAGAGGCAUAUUUGUCCGUUUUAUGAACCGCUGUUGGUGUUGGGACUUGGAAAAGGUGUUCCCUCAAUAUGGAGACUUUAAGGUUGCCGAAAACAUCCUCCACUUGGUCAAUAACCAAGGAAUGGUUUGGAUGGGAAUGUUUUUCUCGCCCGGUCUAGUCGUCUUAAACAUCUUCAAACUUUUCGUUCUGAUGUACUUCCGCACUUGGAUUGUGCUGACUUGUAAUGUACCUCACGAAAUCAUCUUUCGAGCUUCAAGAUCUAACAACUUCUACUACGCCCUUUUGCUCAUGAUGCUCUUUUUGUGCGUUUUGCCAGUGGGGUACGCAAUUGUCCAAAUACCGCCCUCUUGGAACUGUGGCCCUUUCUCGAAUUAUCAGAGAAUUUUUCAUAUUUUAACCAAGACUAUUAAAAGAAACGUGCCUCAAAUCGUAGAGCGGGUUUUGGAUUACAUAGCGUCACCUGCAAUUGUAAUACCAAUACUUCUGUUAUUGGUGUUAAUUAUUUACUAUCUGGUGUCUUUAACAAGCGCUCUUAGAGAGGCAAACAAUGAUUUGAAGUUCCAACUCAGGAGAGAACGUACGGAAGAACGUCGAAAAAUGUUCCAAAUUGCAGAUCGGAGGAGAAAAGGAAAAUCUGGUGGUUCGGGAGAAUUCUCCAAUACUCCUUUUGCCAAAUGGAGGAAAUUAAUGUCAACAAUGCCAAGCACUGGCAAAAGUUUCGAUGAUACUUCACCGAGGCAAGAAACCAACGAAUCUCAUCAAAACAAAGAAGAUAAAGUUGAAAUUGGAAAAAAUAAAGAUUUUUUUUCAAAAUUCAUUAAAAAAGCGUUAGGCAAGACUUCUUCAAUAUCAGAAAACGAAAAUCGUGAAAAUGAAAAUCUGGACGAAGGGACCGACACAGAACAACAUGAAUCAUUACCUGAAGAUUUAGUCAGCAUUAAAGACAGCAAACCUCAACCACCUUCAAGAUUAUCAAUUUCUUCCAACAGUUUUGACUACCAAAAAGGUUUGCUACAAAAGCAGAGCAGUCUGAAGAGUGUGAGUGAAUCUAGCAAUAAAUACAACCCGGUCAGGGAUAUUGGAAGUGUCCAACAAAAGAAACAAUUACGUCAGGACUCAUCUUCGUCCAAUUGGUCUGAUAAUAUCCCUGUCAUCACGAUCAGCAAAACUGAAAGCGCCGAAUUUCUUGAUGUGGUACCAGAAGCGGAAAAAGCACCAGUGACGGAAAAAGAAAUCGUGAAGGAAACGGCACCGGAGGCGGCUAAUGAAUUUCGAUUUAAACCCAAAAUUAAAUGUGCCUUGAAGAAACAAUCUGCAGAAAUUGACGAAGAAGUGAUUCGUUACUUUAGUAAGGAUUUGGAGCUGAAACCGGAGCCGGACGCUGGACCUCCAUCUGAAUCUUCCGAAGAUACGGCACGUGACAGUAGCCUUGACACAGUUUUGGCGGUAAAAAGCGAAGAAUCUGCGGAAGAAAGAACCGAUGCUCCGAAAGCUAACCCUGAGGUUGCAUCACCUAAUGAGAGCACAACUGAAUCCAGUGCUGAGUACAAUGAGAACAUGACUUCUUUGUAAAAAUAUUCCUUGCUGUCGUAAAAACAUGAAAUAUGAAUAUCUAA
Molecule: messenger RNA, 4274 nt
Organism: Tribolium castaneum (red flour beetle)
Lineage: Eukaryota; Metazoa; Arthropoda; Insecta; Coleoptera; Tenebrionidae
Gene: Tmc
Product: Transmembrane channel-like
Exons: 13
Coding region: 283-4230 (1315 amino acids)
Cellular component (GO): plasma membrane
Molecular function (GO): mechanosensitive monoatomic ion channel activity
Source: RefSeq, a predicted model, not a curated record